Molecule: messenger RNA, 1312 nt
Organism: Physcomitrium patens
Lineage: Eukaryota; Viridiplantae; Streptophyta; Bryopsida; Funariales; Funariaceae
Biological process (GO): protein K6-linked ubiquitination
Cellular component (GO): BRCA1-A complex; BRCA1-BARD1 complex
Molecular function (GO): protein binding; ubiquitin-protein transferase activity
Source: RefSeq, a predicted model, not a curated record
AAGCACACUUGACUCUUGCCUUGCACACCAUAGUUUCAUCUGUGUACAGCGAUAUAAGAAACCCAGGAAUGGAUUGAACAAUGGAUUUCAUUCUAAAUGCAGACAGCCAAAAACUGUUAUUAAAUCUGUGAAACCAAGACAAUUAGUUGUAAGUUCGUCAUCUGUGGGGAUAGAUCGCUGAGCUACCGUUGCUGCAGCCAGAAGCUCUCGCUGGAUCGAUUUUGUUGGGUUGUCGCAACAGUGAAGAGAUUUGAGAAGAGAGAGGUUGGACCCAGAUUUGGAGUAGCUUGAAGGAUGUCGAGGAGGUAUUCGAAGGCGCCACCGCAGGCGGAAGAAAAGCCUUUGCAUGAUGCGGCGCGGAACGGGGAUGUGGACGAGACCAUCCGUCUCCUUGCCAUGAACCCUGCUUCUAUCAAUGAGCGUGACCGACACUCUCGUACUCCACUACACAUGGCAGCAUGGGCAGGGCAAACCGAUGUAGUGAAACUGCUUUGUGAUAGCAAAGCAGACAUCAAGGCCGCAGCAGGAGAUGACAUGGCAGCCAUUCAUUUUGCAAGUCAGAAGGGACAUGUCGAAGCUGUUCGUUUACUGCUGGCUGCAAGAGCCGAAGUGAAUACAUUGACACGCAAAGGGAUGACCCCUCUACAUAUGGCAGUUCAAGGAAACCACAAAGAUGUGUGUUUACUACUAAUAAAGAAGGGGGCCAACCUAUUAACCAAGAACAAGGCUGGGAAAACGCCUUUGGAUCUUGUUAAGGAUGAAGCUUUGGGCUCCUGUAUGAAGGCUGCCCAAGCUGAACGCCGAGCUCUUAAAGAUUCAAAGAAGAAGAAAGAGGGCGCUGAAGGUGAAAGUGCAACGGGUGCUUCUGAUAUUACUGCUGACGUUGAGACAGAGAAGGUUAAUUCCACAGCAGGAGUUAAAAGGGAGGGUCCUGAACUAGUUGGGGUGGAGGAGGGACAAAUUGACGAGGCUACUGCCUUGAAAGGAUCCAACAAGAAGGCAAAAAUUGCACUUUCACAUCUUGAUGCAGAUGAGAGGGAGGAAGAUUCCUGAUCUAUGAUGGUUAAAAUUCACUAUUGUGUACAGGAAAGUUUCUGGGACUGAUAGAAUGGCUAGAGUUCAUAGAGAUGAUAAAUGAUUGAUUACACACAGAUAUGUGCUGAGCUGGUGGGGACAUGCUUGCCCUGCAUCAAGCUGGACUUGACUUUCCUGAGGAAGGUUAUUCACAACAACUCAACUGAUCAAAGAUUUGCAUACUUGAGUCCUGUAACUUAAAUGCUCAAUGUUGCUUAGAUUUUAUGAUUCUAUGUAA